AUGCACGAAACUGCGGCUGGCAUGGAAACGGAGGCUGGGACAGAAAUUGCGGCCACUAGCGCUCGGUCGGUGAUGAGUCAGGCGGAGGUGGUGCGCUACCAACGUCAGCUAUUGGUAGCGGAUAUAGGACCUGCGGGCCAGGCCGCGUUGCUUCGUUCUUCUGUCGUGAUGGUUGGUUGUGGCGGUCUCUGUGCCGGUGCGUUGCCGUCAAUGGCUGGAGCGGGAGUAGGGUGUUUAACGCUGGUCGACGGGGACGUGAUUGACCCGACUAAUCUGCACCGUCAGACGAUCUACCGCACUUGUGACCAAGGACAGUAUAAGGCUGUCGCUGCCGAAGCCUAUGUCCGCGCCUUGAACCCAGGUUGUCAGGUCCAGACGGAAUCCGAGUUCCUCACCCCUAACAACGCCCUACGUCUCUUUGAAAACGCCGACCUCAUCUUAGACUGCACCGACUCACUCCCUGCGCGCCGCCUCAUCUCCGAUGCCGCUGAAAUCACCGCCAGAAAUCGCCACAGACUGCUACCGGUAAUCUCCGGCUCUGCCCUCAAGAUGCAGGGACAUAUCCUCCUCUACGGCCUGGAGACAACCCACACCUAUCGCACGCUGCUUGGCAGCCAAAGCUGGCUGCAACGGUGUCUCCAGCCGGGACGGCAGGACUGCGCCACCGCCGGCAUCUUCGGGCCCGUGCCGCAAAUCAUUGGCCACCUCAUGGCCGCAUCGGCUCUUAAAGUGCUCAUGGGCCACCCGCUGCCGGAGUGGAAUUUCAUGCUGUAUGACCUGGCGACGUCCAAGGCGCCGUUUCAGUGUGUGCGACUCAAGCCACGAACCGCAGAGCCUGCCAUUGAAGCCUUUGUUCCCGCGGAUUACAUAACCAGCUGCGGCGCCGGAUCCAGCAGCGCGGUGUCGCUGCCCUGGCUCGAGACGAUCACCUGGCAGCAGUCGUUCGACUUGGGCAAAAACGGCAAGGCCGUAAUAUACGUGGACGCCCGACCAAUCACCAUGUCCCAAGUCGGCAGCAUGCCCAAUGCCCGCCUCAUUCCCGCCGCGCUACUCCAAGCCAAAGCGCUCGAAGCCCUAGACGCCGCCUCCCUAGACCCCGUUGCUGCCCUCUUUGCCUUCGAACCGGAGUCUGGGUCCGGCUCGGCGCAGAGCGGCUCGGCGCAGAGCGGCUCGGACCUGACCGCCUCGGGCCAGGCCGGGCCGGACAUCCAUUUCUACUGCCGCCGGGGUAAUGCUAGCCGCAACUGCGCCGAGACGCUAUGCCGCUUGGUGCAAAGCAGCCGCGAAUGGGGUGACCAUUGGCUGCAGCACGUGCAGGUUUGCGCCGUUACCGAAGGCUUCAGCGUCCUCGUCGACAAUUUUCCGGGAUUCCGCGACUUACUUGUGAUUUAG
This is a messenger RNA of Gregarina niphandrodes, 1392 nucleotides long. Its product is annotated as putative molybdopterin biosynthesis protein. The coding region runs from base 1 to 1392 and encodes 463 amino acids. NCBI's taxonomy places the organism in Eukaryota, Apicomplexa, Conoidasida, Eugregarinorida, Gregarinidae. Gene Ontology annotation, cellular component: cytoplasm. The transcript is spliced from 2 exons. The record is from RefSeq and is a predicted model, not a curated record. Gene Ontology annotation, molecular function: URM1 activating enzyme activity; thiosulfate-cyanide sulfurtransferase activity; nucleotidyltransferase activity.